Rhincodon typus (whale shark) is the source of this 854-nucleotide messenger RNA. RefSeq names its product glutathione S-transferase A-like. The record is from RefSeq and is a predicted model, not a curated record. Gene Ontology annotation, molecular function: glutathione transferase activity. The transcript has 5 exons. Gene Ontology annotation, biological process: glutathione metabolic process. Bases 110 to 697 code for a protein of 195 amino acids. Lineage: Eukaryota; Metazoa; Chordata; Chondrichthyes; Orectolobiformes; Rhincodontidae.
GCGUCACCUCAGGCAGUCUGAACAUAUAAAGACGAGCUGUGAACGAGAAACUGGUAGAUAAGGACGUGAUUUAUUUUGUGGGAGCAGCAACAGUAGAGCUAAGUGCAGAAUGGCUGAGACUAUGUUCUUAUUUUGGGGCUCCGGUUCCCCACCCUGCUGGAGGAUCAUGAUCGCCUUGGAAGAGAAGAAAUUGCAGGGAUACGAGCAGAAGUUGUUGUCUUUUGAAAAAAUGGAGCAUAAAUCGUCCGAAAUUAUGGCAAUUAAUCCAAGGGGCCAGUUGCCGUGUUUCCGCCAUGGGGACACUAUUUUGAAUGAAUCUUUUGGAGCCUGUCUGUAUUUGGAGAACCAGUUCAAGUCCCAAGGUACCCAACUGAUUCCAGACACUGGGGAUGAACAGGCUCUUGUUUAUCAGAGAAUGCACGAGGUCCUGACCCUGCACGAAAAACUGGGUACGAUUUCCGGAGCUUGCAUUGCACUGGGUCCUGGCUCCUAUAUUGCUGGGAAGAACUUCACAAUGGCAGAUGUAAUGCUUUUCCCACAAGUAGCCUUUGCUGUUCGCUUUGGAUUAUCAACAGACAAAUAUCCCAAACUGAUGGAAUACUACAUGAAAGUGAAAGAGCGACCAAGCAUUCAGGCUUCCUGGCCUCCCCAUUGGAAGGAGAGUCCUCCAACCUUGGAUGUUUUGAAAGAUGUCUGAGUUUUGUAGAAUUCUGAAUUCCACACUCCUAAAUCCCAUAUGCAGUUUGUUGGCCUUGGGAUUUUAGUAUCAAAUAUUGAAAGUACUGCAUAAAGAUGAGCUUAUCACACUGAAAUCUGUUGCAUUAAAACUUAAUAAAAUUACAGUGACAAAUGUU